Messenger RNA from Felis catus (domestic cat), 4737 nucleotides. RefSeq names its product PTPRF interacting protein alpha 3 (gene PPFIA3). Gene Ontology annotation, cellular component: presynaptic active zone. The transcript has 30 exons. Gene Ontology annotation, biological process: synapse organization. Gene Ontology annotation, molecular function: protein binding. The coding region runs from base 199 to 3783 and encodes 1194 amino acids. The record is from RefSeq and is a predicted model, not a curated record. Lineage: Eukaryota; Metazoa; Chordata; Mammalia; Carnivora; Felidae.
GGGGAGGGGGGUCCCCAGCUCCCAAGCCGGAGCCAGAGACGCGGAGCCCGCGCGAGCGGCGGAGACAGGGCUCCGGAGCCACAGAUCCGGGCCCCGGCCGCCGCCAGGGGCCCCGCCCGGUCCCCCCACCCCACCCCACGUCCCUCCUGCAGCCCAGCUCCGCCCGCAGCCGCCGCGGACCAGGCCAGCACCGCCGCCAUGAUGUGCGAGGUGAUGCCCACCAUCAGCGAGGAUGGCCGGCGGGGCUCGGCGCUGGGCCCGGACGAGGCGGGCGGCGAGCUGGAGCGCCUUAUGGUCACGAUGCUCACGGAGCGCGAGCGCCUGCUGGAGACGCUGCGCGAGGCGCAGGACGGGCUGGCUACGGCACAGUUGCGGCUGCGCGAGCUGGGCCACGAGAAGGACUCGCUGCAGCGCCAGCUCAGCAUCGCUCUGCCCCAGGAGUUUGCGGCUCUGACGAAAGAGCUGAACUUAUGUCGGGAGCAGCUGCUGGAGCGGGAGGAAGAGAUUGCGGAGCUGAAGGCGGAGCGGAACAACACGCGGCUUCUCCUUGAACACCUGGAAUGCCUGGUGUCCAGGCACGAGAGGUCACUGCGCAUGACCGUGGUAAAGCGCCAGGCCCAGUCCCCGGGUGGGGUCUCUUCCGAGGUGGAGGUGCUCAAGGCUCUAAAAUCUCUCUUCGAGCAUCACAAGGCCCUGGAUGAGAAGGUCCGGGAGCGGCUGCGGAUGGCGCUGGAGCGGGUGGCGGUGCUGGAGGAGGAGUUGGAGCUAAGCAAUCAGGAGACCCUGAGCCUUCGAGAGCAGCUGUCUAGGCGCCGGUCGGGGCUGGAGGAGCCCGGCAAGGAGGGGGAUGGGCAGCCCCUUGCCAACGGCCUUGGUCCUGGCGGGGAUUCGAACCGGCGCACAGCGGAGCUGGAGGAGGCCCUGGAGAGGCAGCGUGCGGAGGUGUGCCAGCUGCGGGAGCGCCUGGCGGUGUUGUGCCGCCAGAUGAGCCAGCUGGAGGAGGAGCUGGGCACCGCCCACCGCGAGCUGGGUAAGGCCGAGGAAGCUAACGCCAAGCUCCAGCGCGACCUCAAGGAGGCGCUUGCGCAGCGGGAGGAUAUGGAGGAGCGGAUCACGACGCUGGAGAAGCGCUACCUGAGUGCCCAGCGUGAGGCCACGUCGCUGCACGACGCCAAUGACAAGCUGGAGAACGAGCUGGCCAGCAAGGAGUCGCUGUACCGGCAGAGUGAAGAGAAGAGCCGUCAGCUAGCCGAGUGGCUGGACGACGCCAAGCAGAAGCUUCAGCAGACGCUGCAAAAGGCCGAGACCUUGCCUGAGAUAGAGGCCCAGCUGGCCCAGCGUGUGGCUGCGCUCAACAAAGCCGAGGAACGUCAUGGGAAUUUCGAGGAGCGGCUUCGGCAGCUGGAGGCCCAGUUGGAGGAAAAGAACCAGGAGCUGCAACGGGCCCGGCAGCGGGAGAAGAUGAACGAUGACCACAACAAGCGGCUGUCAGAGACAGUGGACAAAUUGCUGAGCGAGUCCAAUGAACGGUUACAGCUGCACCUCAAGGAGCGCAUGGGGGCGCUGGAGGAGAAGAAUUCACUGAGUGAGGAGAUCGCCAACAUGAAGAAGCUUCAGGACGAACUGCUGCUCAACAAGGAGCAGCUCUUGGCAGAGAUGGAGCGGAUGCAGAUGGAGAUCGACCAGCUGCGGGGCAGGCCACCAUCCUCCUACUCCAGGUCUCUCCCCGGUAGUGCCCUGGAACUUCGUUACUCCCAGGCACCCACAUUACCUUCUGGUGCCCACCUGGACCCCUAUGGGGCCGGCAGUGGCCGGGCAGGCAAGAGGGGCCGCUGGUCAGGGGUCAAGGAUGAGUCCUCCAAGGAGUGGGAGCGGUCUGCCCCUGCGGGGUCCAUGCCACCCCCGUUCCCUGGGGAACUGGACGGCUCAGACGAAGAGGAGGCUGAGGGGAUGUUUGGAGCUGAGCUACUUUCCCCCAGCGGACAGGCCGACGUGCAGACGCUGGCCAUCAUGCUUCAAGAGCAGCUGGAAGCCAUUAACAAGGAGAUCAAGCUCAUCCAAGAGGAGAAGGAGACAACAGAACAAAGGGCUGAGGAGCUGGAGAGCCGGGUGUCUGGCUCUGGCCUGGACUCACUGGGCCGCUACCGCAGUAGCUGCUCACUGCCCCCCUCCCUCACUACCUCUACCCUUGCCAGCCCCUCCCCUCCCAGCUCUGGUCACUCAACACCCCGUCUGGCACCUCCUAGCCCUGCCCGCGAGGGCACCGACAAAGCUAAUCAUGUCCCCAAGGAGGAAGCUGGUGCUCCACGAGGGGAGGGACCAGCCAUCCCAGGAGACACCCCACCUCCCACUCCCCGCUCUGCCCGUCUUGAGAGAAUGACGCAGGCCUUGGCACUGCAAGCAGGAUCCCUGGAAGAUGGGGGGCCUUCACGGGGAAGUGAAGGCACCCCAGAUUCCCUGCACAAAGCCCCCAAGAAGAAGAGCAUCAAGUCAUCCAUAGGCCGUCUCUUUGGCAAGAAGGAGAAGGGACGAAUGGGACCACCAGGCCGGGACAGCUCUUCUCUGGCAGGAACACCCUCAGACGAGACACUGGCCACGGAUCCUCUGGGGCUAGCCAAGCUGACAGGCCCAGGAGACAAGGACCGAAGGAACAAGAGGAAGCACGAACUUCUGGAAGAGGCCUGCCGCCAGGGCCUGCCCUUCGCUGCUUGGGAUGGGCCCACCGUGGUCUCCUGGCUGGAGCUGUGGGUAGGCAUGCCUGCAUGGUAUGUGGCCGCCUGCCGGGCCAACGUCAAGAGCGGUGCCAUCAUGGCCAACCUGUCGGACACGGAGAUCCAGCGGGAGAUUGGCAUCAGCAACCCCCUGCACCGGCUCAAGCUGCGCCUCGCCAUCCAGGAAAUGGUCUCCCUCACCUCGCCCUCAGCGCCCGCCUCCUCCCGCACGUCCACAGGAAACGUGUGGAUGACACACGAGGAGAUGGAGUCCCUUACGGCAACGACCAAGCCUGAGACCAAGGAGAUCAGCUGGGAGCAGAUCCUGGCAUAUGGUGACAUGAACCACGAGUGGGUGGGCAACGACUGGCUGCCCAGCCUGGGCCUGCCCCAGUACCGAAGCUACUUCAUGGAGUCGCUGGUGGAUGCCCGCAUGUUGGAUCAUCUUAACAAGAAGGAGCUCCGGGGUCAACUCAAGAUGGUGGACAGCUUCCACAGGGUGAGUCUGCAUUAUGGGAUCAUGUGCCUGAAACGGCUCAAUUACGACCGGAAGGACUUGGAGCGGAGGCGGGAAGAGAGUCAGACCCAGAUCCGAGACGUGAUGGUGUGGUCCAAUGAGCGGGUCAUGGGUUGGGUGUCCGGACUGGGACUGAAGGAAUUCGCCACGAACCUCACGGAGAGCGGGGUGCACGGGGCGCUUCUCGCCCUGGACGAGACCUUCGACUACUCCGACCUGGCCUUGCUCCUGCAGAUCCCCACGCAGAAUGCGCAGGCCCGGCAGCUCCUGGAGAAGGAAUUCAGCAACCUCAUCUCCUUGGGCACAGACAGGCGGCUGGACGAGGACAGCGCCAAGUCCUUCAGCCGCUCCCCAUCCUGGCGGAAGAUGUUCCGAGAGAAGGACCUCCGAGGCGUAACCCCCGAUUCAGCUGAGAUGUUGCCCCCCAACUUUCGUUCGGCCGCAGCAGGGGCCUUGGGAUCUCCGGGGCUCCCUCUCCGCAAGCUGCAGCCGGAAGGCCAGACUUCUGGGAGUUCCCGGGCAGACGGCGUUUCGGUCCGGACCUAUUCCUGCUAGUGUAGGCCUCCAGGGCUGGAUCCCCAAGAUCUUCAAGAAGAAGACGUGCACGACAUUCAUCGUUGACCCCACAGACUCGGGGUGAGGAACUCGCCCCAGGGACCGAGCCCAGAGCAUCCCCGGAGCGUCCCCGGAGCGUCCCGGCCCACCGACCCCACUCACCUACCCCCCCACCCCCUUAUGUCAUUGCGGACACUCCCAAGGGCGUUCCCGGUGGCGCUCUCCCUCCGGGGAGGGUUUGGGUCCCUGUGGACGCUUCCAAUUUCCCUUGCCUGGUCAGAGUCAGUGUUAAAGCCCCAGGGCUUGGUUCUGUUUCUUUCCUUCCCUGCGUCUCCUCUUUGUGUCUCCUUGCCUCACUUUCUCCUUUGGCUGUUUCUGUUUCUGUUUCAUUCAUUCAUUCAUUCAUUCAUUCGUCCGUCCGUCCAUCCAAGAAGCCUUCAUUCAGUGCUCCCAAGGGAGCACAAUUAUCGGGAGCACGGGCCCUGCCAGGGUUCAAAUGUCACCUGGGGUUGGUGCUGUGUGGCUUUGGGUAAAUCAUUUCACCUCUCUGGGCCUCAUCUGUCACCUGGACAGACAGACAGGCCGCCUCCUGAGUGGAGCAUGUAUUGUGAGGAUUUAAACAAGUAAAUGCUUGUGAUGUUUCUGGAACAGCGCUCAGCACAUGGUUUGCGCUGGGAAAGGCCUGCCAUCCCCCCUGGAAGAUAGCAGUUACCGCCGUGCGCGGGCCCCGUGCGCGGGCUCGGUGCCCGGGGCCACUUGCGUGAGUCCCGUGGGGUGUUUGCCUCCCUUGAGGAGCUGCCGGCUUUCAGUGACGGUCUCUCCAGUGGCCUUGUGGUUGUUUUCAAGACAAUCUCUGGGGCGUGGGAAAUGUCAGCAUUCCUAACGUUGAGUGUGCUGUGAACACAUUAGCACAGUGUGGCUUGCGAUUAUGUAUAAAUAAACAGAUCUACAUUA